CACAUUGGCUAGCGUCCUUUAUGCACUCUCUCAUAUCCCUCAUUGUCCUGUCGCAGCCAUGUAGUCUCGAGCGUUCGCCCAGCCUUUUGCUGCUCGCUGCUGACUUGCCCCGUCUGUCCUUCGUUCCGCAGCCGGGCUGCUGUUGCUAAUACUCGACUUUCGUUGACUUUCGCUUCUCAUUCUCUUCGACCCCUCUGGCACCGGUCCUAGCUGGCUUAGGACUUCUUUUAUUCGACCCCUCUUUCCAUCUUGACGCGGGCCGACUUGAUAUGUUGUGGGUGGGAACUCGUUGACCGGCAGGAUUGAGAGGGCCUAGUGGGCCCACGCCCCGAACAUUCAACAUGCCGGUUCCAAGGCUUCAAAGAAGGGUGGACGAGGUCAAAUAUGUUGUUGUGGAGAGGACCGAGGAGGACGAGACACAAGAGGUGGAACGAUUGGGCGUGGCAGCGACCGCAACCCCGACCAACUUCGUCAGCCCUCGGCAGGAUCCCGCGCAGGCACAGCCUACUGUUUUACAGAUUCGGGACGACGAUAGUGAUAGUGAGGGCAAGGGACCACCAGAAGUGUGGACACUUACUGUGAUGGGCGCGCAAUCAACGGGAGGAGCACUCGCUGCAAACGAACCCACCGCAACAGUGGUCGUUGCAAUCCCCCCGCCGCCUCGCGAUGGAGACAGGGGUGGAAAGCCUGACGGGGGUUCACAGAAAGGCGGUAUUUCGCAGACAACUGAGCACCUGCUCAUUGCAGCUGGAUCGAUUGGUGCUACUAUCAUUCUUGUCAUGAUCGUGCUGGCUAUUUAUACUAUGCGCAAACGGGGUCUGACGCUCGCUCAAGCCAUCAAGCAAGGAAAACAUCAAGUCACUCGGCGCGGCCCUCCGCCGCCACCCAAGUACCAACCAACUUGGGAUGCAAAGCAAUCUUUUAGCAACGAUUACGGUGCUCUGAGGAGAAACACAGUUACCCCUCCGCAAGCGGCAAUGGCUCGUUCUGGUUCUCUCUCAUCUCAGAGGGGUCCCAUUGCUCUUGGUCGUAGCGACAGCUUCAACCUACAGAACACGAAAUCUGUCGAUGGCCAAGGAUCAACAUUCCUCCUCGAAUCCCCACCUCCGCCUCGCCGCAACAACUCUAACCGAAGCGGUCCCACCAGCAUCACACCGUCAUCCGCUGUCCUUGGUCAGGACUCAAGACGUAGUGUCUCCACUCAGAACACUCGCUCGGUCGAUGAGAACGCCUCCGAACUCAUAUACAACGAUGUCCCCCAAGAACGGAUCGCAUCUCCUCUACCUCCUCCACCGACAUUCAAGCAAUUCCUCAACAACAGACCAUCCAUUUCUGGAAAGGCAGGCUUCGGUGGCAUGAUGAGCAGAUUCAGCUGGACGAACUCCAACGCACCACAGACACCGAAAGCCACCACUUCACAAGAUCCCUACCAAGGCGGUCGCGAGAGCUACAUGACCUCGCGCUCUUCUGUCCCACGCUUCCGCACCGUCGACUCUUGGGUCAACCAACAAACAAACCGCAUCGAAGCACAAAAGCUUAAAGAGCAAUUCCGCCUCACCUCUACAUCGACCGUGUACUCGCAAGACGAGGAAGCCGACCACGUUCCCGAAGUCCCCGCGAUGCCCAAGAACGUCGAGCGCCUCCGCGAGAGCUCCGCGCCGAUGAGCGCAUCGCUGCCUCUGCGCGCGCCCGCCACACCCCCGCUGCCGCCCUCUAUGGGUCUUCCGGGCAAGAACAUCAAGCACGAGCGCCACGAUACCCGCACCACUGUGGACACAGCGCCAAUUUUCAAACAGCACCCCGGCAACGAGGUCCGCUUCAGCACACGCAGCACCGUGCCCUCGGAGAUCCUGGACCGCGGCCGCCCCAACAACGUACUCUCAUGAGCGUAAUGCCAUGCCUUUUCCUUCUUGUUUGCUUCGAAUCGAGUACCCCAUUUAUCGCGUUAGCAUUUGCAUUUGAGUGCGGC
Messenger RNA from Paraphaeosphaeria sporulosa, 1969 nucleotides. RefSeq lists its product as uncharacterized. The transcript is spliced from 3 exons. The coding region runs from base 342 to 1886 and encodes 514 amino acids. NCBI's taxonomy places the organism in Eukaryota, Fungi, Ascomycota, Dothideomycetes, Pleosporales, Didymosphaeriaceae. The record is from RefSeq and is a predicted model, not a curated record.